Molecule: messenger RNA, 2487 nt
Organism: Parasteatoda tepidariorum (common house spider)
Lineage: Eukaryota; Metazoa; Arthropoda; Arachnida; Araneae; Theridiidae
Gene: Cyp40
Product: Cyclophilin 40
Biological process (GO): protein peptidyl-prolyl isomerization; protein folding
Cellular component (GO): cytosol; cytoplasm
Molecular function (GO): cyclosporin A binding; peptidyl-prolyl cis-trans isomerase activity; protein binding
Source: RefSeq, a predicted model, not a curated record
AAUAUUUUUCUGAUUUGGCAUCACUUAUUUUGCCGGUGUUUCUGCUGUCUGACAUUUCAAGAUGUCUGCUUGGUCUGCUCCAGUGUCUGGAAAUCCACACGUGUUUUUAGAUGUCAAAGUCGGAGAAGAAAAAGUUGGAAGGAUAGUUAUUGAAUUGUUUAAAGAUGUUGUGCCUAAAACAGCAGAAAAUUUCAGAGCUCUUUGUACAGGAGAGAAGGGAAUUGGAAACUCUGGAAAACCCCUGCAUUACAAAGGAGCAACAUUUCAUCGAGUUAUUCGUAGGUUUAUGAUUCAAGGAGGGGAUUUUAUACAUGGAAAUGGCCAGGGCUCAGAAAGUAUCUAUGGUGAUAGUUUUGAGGAUGAAAACUUUGACUUAAUGCAUGAUCAACCAGGAUUAUUAAGUAUGGCUAAUAGUGGCCCUAAUACUAAUGGCUGUCAAUUCUUCAUAACCACUGUACCCACCCCACAUCUUGAUAAUAAGCAUGUUGUUUUUGGUAAAGUGAAGUAUGGUUUGGGUGUUGUAUCAGAAUUAGAAGGUCAAAUCACUGACAAUGAUACUCCGUUAGAGUCUUGUAUAAUAGAGAAUUCUGGAGAAUUUCUGCCUGGUCAAGAUUUUGGUCUGUUUGAAAAUGAUGGAACUGAUGACACAUAUGCAAAUUUUCCUGAAGAUUCUGAUCUGGAUUUCAAUGAUAUUGAUGAAAUACUAUGCAUUGCUGAGAAAAUAAAAUGGGCUGGAAAUAUAUAUUUUAAAAAAGAUGAUUAUUACAGUGCUGUUAGAAAAUACAAAAAAUCUCUGAGGUAUCUAAAUAAACUCCAUGAACUUCAUGAAAAUGUACCAAAUUUAGAUAAAAGGACAAGUCCCAUAGUUGUUCCCUGUAUUUUAAAUAGUGCUGCUUGUAAAUUAAAAUUAAAGCAAUACGAUCGAGCUUUGGAAGAUUGUGAUGAAGCUUUAGAUAUUGACCCUACCAACGCCAAAGCUCUUUAUAGAAGAGGUCAAGCCUUUCAUGCACUGAGUGAUUAUGACCGAAGUUUAACUGAUUUAUUAGCAGCUCGAAAAAUUGCGCCACAUGAUAAAUCUGUUAUGGCUGAAAUAGCAGCUGUUCGAGGGGAGAUGCAAGCCUAUAAAGCUAGAGAACGACAGGUUUACUCCAAAUUAUUUGCAUAAAAGAAAAUGCAGUUAUAGAGAAAUAUUGUAAUUAACUGAUAUCAUCUUCAAAACCUGUGGUAUAUUUGUUUUUACUGUUAUUUCUUGUUUUAUUGUGCAUCUAAGUUUCAUUCAUUUGUGUUAAUAUGAAAGUCAUUCUCAUUAUUAUCAACUAUUUUCAGCAUAUUACGUUGUCUAUUAGCACUGAAGCUUUUAGUUUUAUUUUAAAGAGAAUAAUUUGUAUGUGAAAGUAAGAGUUAAAUGAUAUUUAUCUACUUUAUCAAGAAAAUAUAACCAUCAUUAAACCUUAAUUUUUAAAAUUUAAAAAUGGGAUUUCUAAAGAGAAUAUGGGGCUAAUAUUUGUGUUUUCUUUUUCUAACCCACCAACAGAAAAAAAUGUAUAUAUAGCCAUUUGGAUACAUGACCGAAAAAAUGAGUAAUUGUAAAUUAAUACUUAUGUAUCUCUAAGCUAUAAAAAAAAAUUAAGGUAAAAAUAAAAUUGCUACAAUAUUUCUAAGAUGAAUUUUGAACUCAAAAUUUAUAAAAUCAUUGUAAAUAAAAUACAAUAAAAAUAUCUAUCUGAAGAAGAAAAUAGUUCUUUGUUUUAUAACAUAAAAACAUCAUGUUUGUAAAAAUGAAACUGUUAUAAUUAGUAUAUAAUUAUGACGUGUGCAAUAUGUAUUAAAAAUGUAAAACGUUUUGAAGAUUAAAACUUUUAUCUGCAUAUUUAUGCCAAAAAUUUUAUUGAUAAUAAAUAUCAAAGUUAUGGGGAAAUCAUAAAAUAAACGAAUUAAGUAAUUACCUAGUUAAAAAUUUUCAUACAAUUUACAUAAAUGUUUUAAUUAUAGAUUCAUUUUAUACAAUAUUUUAAAUCUGAGAAUUGUAUUCUUUGUACAAAAUUGGCUCCCACGUUUAAUUCAAUAUCUAUUUCUGGACAGUUGUAUAAAUUUUUAAUUUAUACUAUAAACGUGAAAGUUUUGGGUAAAUCACAAAAAAUAUAAAUAAUUACCUAUUAAAAAAAAUUGAAAGCAAUUAAUAAUGUUUUAACUAUAAAUUUUUUCUAUAAUUGUUAAAUAUCUAUAUUUUUAUGUGUAAAAUAUUUCAAAAUUUCGUUUUAAGAAUUCUACUUUUAGUGAUACGAUAUAAAUGAAUCAAGUAUUGAAUACUAUUUGUUUUCAGAAGUUAUUAGUGUUGGUUUAAAAUUUGUAGAUCUAUUUAUAAUAUAAAGUGUGUAGAUUUAUAUUUGUAUAUUCAAACAUGCACAUUAUAUUUGUGAUAGUGUAGCCAUCAAAAUGUGCAAAAUAACCUCAAAUAUAUGUGUUGUGGUAAUGAACUAUGUAGAA